AUGGUGGCCGAGAACAAUGCGCCCGAGAGGCCCAGCGGCGAUCUGCACCCUGCCUCUGCAGAUGCGAGCAGCAAACCGGUCUCUGCUUCAAGUUCCGCCGCAAAGCCAGAAUCGACGACUGAUGCAAACACUCCCGGUCCAGACCGUCGUGGCGGUCAAAACAAGCAGCGCAACCGGAACUUCGACCCCAGCAAGCGCGGCGGGCGAGGUGGUCGGGGUGGUCGGGGUGACAAGCGCAAGACCUUCACCCACGAACCUCUAGACAGGAGGCAGCGAAACAACGAAUGGCAAGAUCAAAAGCGUAGGAAGAUCGAUGAAAAUGGAGAGUCCGUCUCUACCGUCGCGGCCGGCGAGCCCAGCUUUAUGAGCAUACAAUUCCCCGAAGCCGAGAUCACCGCCGAAGAGCGCAGACCGAAGCGCAAGGUCGCCGUCAUGAUCGGUUACGCUGGUACAGGAUACCAUGGACUCCAGAUCAACCACAAGGACAAGACAAUCGAGGGCGAUAUCUUCGCCGCCUUUGUCGCCGCCAAGGCCAUAUCGAAGGCCAACGCCAACGAUCCCCGAAAGUCCAGCUUUGUGCGAUGUGCGAGGACUGACAAAGGCGUCCACGCGGCGGGAAACAUGCUCUCCCUGAAGUUGAUCAUCGAGGACCCGGACAUAGUCAAGAAGAUCAACGACGAGCUGCCGCCGCAAAUCCGCGUGUGGGGUAUCCAGAGAACAAACAAUGCUUUCAGCUGCUACCAAUCUUGUGACUCCCGAUGGUACGAAUACCUGAUGCCCAGUUACUGCUUGCUGCCUCCGCACCCAGAGAGCUUCAUAGGGAAGAAAGUCCAAGAGUCGGUCACAGAGAAAGGUGUUGAGGCUGAGUACGCCGAGCGAUUGAACGAGGUGAAGGAUUACUGGGUGGAGGUAGAGAAGAACGAUAUCCAACCGAUCCUGGAUAGCUUGGAUCCCGAAACUCGAGAGGCAGUAAGGCAACGCAUGCACUCGGUGGACCCUGCAGUCAAAGCAGCGAAGCGGCAGGCUAAGGAAGAGGCUGCGGCGGCGGCCGUCGACAGCGCGACUGCGAAGACCGAAACGAUGAUACCAGAAUCAAUAGGUUCUGGAGCACAAGACACCUCCAUGACUGAGCUUGAGACAAACGCCGCUGGGGCCGCCGACAGCUCAAGCCUUGGUGCAGAGCUAGCCACGGCACCUGUAGCGUCCGCGGCGGUAGAAACACCAAUGGAAGAUGGGCCAGAUACGACAAAGCCGAAGGAGUUGAGCCCAGUUGAUCGUGCGCUGAAGGAGAUCAAAGCGGCGUAUGUCGCCGCCAAACGACGUUAUCGAGCGACGCCUGAGCGGAUAUCACGACUGCAGGAGGCUCUCGAUCAGUACGUGGGCACGAAGAAUUACCACAACUACACCAUCCAGAAGUCUCACGCCGACCCUUCCUCCAAACGCCUAAUCAAAUCUUUCGUCGUGAACCCGGAACCUAUACAGAUCAACGAUACGCAGUGGCUGUCGUUGAAGGUCCACGGACAGUCAUUCAUGAUGCACCAGAUCCGCAAGAUGGUAGGCAUGGCCGUCUUGGUGACGCGAUGUGGCACGCCGCUUUCCCGCAUGGACGAGAGCUACAUGGCCACCCGUAUCAGCAUCCCCAAGGCGCCGGGCCUCGGAUUGCUGCUGGAGCGACCUGUGUUCGGAAACUACAACAAGAAGGCUGUCGAGAACUUGCAGUUGCAAGAGCUAGAUUUUGGGAACUACGAGAAAGAGAUUCAGGAGUUCAAGGAAUCGCAGAUCUACAACCGCAUCUUCGACCUGGAGGAGAAGGAGAACUCGUUUCACACCUUCUUCCACCAGAUCGACAACUUCAAGUCCGACUACUUCUUAUGGGUUACGGCCGGUGGCAUUGACGUAGCGCACAACCGAGUCGGAAUCCGAGAGCCUAUACCCGAAGAACUGGAAGCGGAACUGGGCGAUGAAGGAGAGGAGGAAGAUCCGGAAGGUCGCGAGGGUUAG
Molecule: messenger RNA, 2001 nt
Organism: Anthostomella pinea
Lineage: Eukaryota; Fungi; Ascomycota; Sordariomycetes; Xylariales; Xylariaceae
Source: the annotation of a GenBank genome assembly